AUGAACCAUGUUAUGGACCGCGCCAAGUGGCCUGUCAUCUCCGGCUUCAUUGUCGGGACAUUCCUGGUGACACGCGCUGUGCCUACUUCCUUCGCUUUCGACAAGACGGUCCAUACGUCAAUCGCAACACUCGCGACAUCUGGUGGAGCAAUCCUAGCAACAAGCAAAUGGAUCGCGAGGAGCGGAGGAAGGAGCGACUAUGAGAGUGUGCCAUUGAACGAUGUGGGGGAGCCGCAUGGCAGUAGGAAGCCGAGUCCGAGUAGAGAGGAGGAGGAGGAGGAGGAGGGAGAGGUGAAUGGGGUGGGACAUCCGAGUAGUUUGAGGAAGCUGAGGACAUGUUGGAUCUUUUUGGUGCUGGCACUAUGCUUGAGGGCAGGAAUCUUGCGAGAAGUGAUCCGCAAUGUCCAAUGCGCUUCGGCAAGUUGGGCGCCACUGCUGCCCAUCGCCUUUGCCCUGUGGGACUACUGGACCGUUCAGCGAAAGAGGAGACGACGACGAACCGUAACGGAAAGUGACGACGAUGCUGGCGCCAGCGUAUAUGAUGCGCUGGAGCGAAGUGUCGCUAGCACUCCUUAUGCAGUCUUGGUUGCAGUAUGUUUGGUCUGCUUUGGAGGGAUGCUGGCAUUGAGGUCCACCAGCGUGCCACAAUCGACGUAUAUCUGUGCUGCUGUGCUGCCGUAUGGAUGGCUUGUGCCACAGUUGCAACGCCUCGGAAGUGCUCUGGACGUUGUGAUUGUGUUUUGCAUUGCACAGCUUGUGGUGGCACAUGGUGAACGAGGAGCUAGGAGUGCUGCGUUGAGGUUUGCGUCUGUGGGUUAUGCAUUGCUUUUUUCCGCCGCGACAUUACUGACUAUCGGCACUGUCUAUUUCAUUUUCCAGGCAGAGGACAGGACCUGGAUUACGACGAUACCCUAUUGCUAUGCUUGGAGCGUGGCGAAGCUGGAUUUGUAUAUUGCUUUCACAUUGGUUUGCGCACUUUUGGCACUUGUACACAUCGGCUUGAUGACAACAGCAUUAUUAGCGAAAUUUACGUCCAUCAUGACCAUUACGACAGCAUCUGCAUGGAGCAACGGUCAUCCAUUCCCGCCAUCGCCAGCUGGCCUAGCGUUUCUGGCUAUCUGUCUGACCAUCUUGGGCUUCAUGAGCUACGCUCACAUGGAGGCCAUCAGUGGCGAGCGCAGUAACAACAGCACUGGAAAGCUGUUCCACAAGGUACCCUCGAUGUUCUAUUUGGUCCUACUCAUACUACUCUUUACCUGGACUGGAUUGUGGGCCACACAUAGAACAUCGGUGUACUUUCAUCCUAUCGACAUGUUAAUCUACGAGGCGCACGGUCAUCAUCAGGCCUAUCUCACCCAGACCUCCGCUAGUAGGAGCCUGGCUGACGCUGUCAACAACUACCAAACCAGAUACCGGAGACCACCGCCAGCUGGCUUCCAUCACUGGUACAAAUAUGCCACAGACCGCAAUGCCACAGUUCUCGACGACUUUGACAGUAUCCAUCGCGAUCUCUUACCAUUCUAUGGCCUCACGCCACGACAGAUCCGGGACAGAACUUGGGAGCUCGUGGCCAAUCCUUGGAAUGAUGUGGCAGAUAUUAGCAUUCGCAAUGGUACAGUUGACAUCUCACCAAACGUGUUUCCCACCCACAAGUGGAUGCUGGAAGGUAUCCUCGAGAUGGUCGGCAAGUUCGCCAAGUGGCUACCAGAUAUGGACCUGGCCUUCAAUCUCAACGACGAGUGUAGAGUCAACGCGCCGUUUGAGAAUCUGAAGUCUUUGCGAGCGGCUGGCGAGUACUGGGGUAGGAUCGAGGAUGGCAAGCGAAAGGUCAAGCCGUUCAGUGCUGAUCGGGCACAACACUGGUUUUCAAUACCUGCUGAGCCUGAAGAGAAGACGCCGCUGAAGGAGAUGUCAUGGCAGUAUACUUUCCACCGCAUCGGCAACAACGGCUGCCCUCCGAGCUCACCAGCACGGACUCAACGGCUAUGGGACACAGGCAGUCUAUGCACCUCCUGCACAGCUCCGCAGUCUCUCGGCGCGUUCCUGUCCAACUGGACCACCGCAGCCGACAUCUGCCAUCAACCUGAUCUAGCCGAUCUCCACGGCCUUUACAUGUCCCCGGCCGCUUUCAAAACCACCCACGAACUCUACCCCGUGUUCUCCCAAUCCAAAGCCCACGGCUUCAACGACAUCCUGUAUCCCUCCGCCUGGAACUACCUUGACAAGGCAAAAUACGACCCCAACGAUGAUUAUCCCGACAAGCCCUUCCCAGAAAAGGCCAACACCCUCUUCUGGCGAGGUGCAACCUCCGAAGGUGUCUCUCAAGGCCGCGGUCAAUGGCGUGGUAUGACCCGGCAGCGCUUCAUUCACCUCGCGAAUAAUAUCAACAACACCUCACCACCGCAGCCGCUGCUCUUGCCCAUCAACGACGACGGCACCCAACUUGCUUACCAGAACCUUCCCGUCUCGAAACUGACAGAACUCCUGUCCACAGACGUCCACGUCGUUGACAACAUCGCACGCUGCGCUGGCCAAGACUGUGAGAAUCAAGCGAGAGAGUUCGCUCCACUAGUGGAACCGAUCGAAUUUCAGCAUCAUUGGAACUACAAAUACCUCCUGGACCUUGACGGCGCAGGCUUUAGUGGUCGCUUCAUCCCCUUUCUCCAGUCCAAAUCAUUGCCAUUCAAAGCCGCCCUUUUCCGCGAAUGGUGGGACGACCGCCUUACCCCAUGGCUUCACUUCGUUCCUCUCGAUAUUCGAGGACAGGGAUUUUGGGCUACGUUGGCGUACUUUCAUGGUAUAGACGGUACUCUCCAGGGACAGAAAGGGGAAGCCGGAGCAUUGGAGAUCAAGGUUGAUGCGCAUGCUCGUGACGCCGAGAGGAUUGCGAUGGACGGUAGGAAGUGGGCGGAACAGGUCCUGAGGAAGGAGGAUAUGGAGAUCUACUUCUUCCGCCUUCUGCUGGAAUGGGGGCGGUUGACGGAUGAGGAGAGGGACGAGAUUGGGUUUGAGAUGAAUAUGGACGGGAGUGUCCCGGCGUGA
Fulvia fulva is the source of this 3042-nucleotide messenger RNA. RefSeq names its product Beta-1,2-xylosyltransferase 1. The record is from RefSeq and is a predicted model, not a curated record. The transcript has 3 exons. Bases 1 to 3042 code for a protein of 1013 amino acids. Lineage: Eukaryota; Fungi; Ascomycota; Dothideomycetes; Mycosphaerellales; Mycosphaerellaceae.